Messenger RNA from Schistosoma curassoni, 1020 nucleotides. The record is from the annotation of a GenBank genome assembly. NCBI's taxonomy places the organism in Eukaryota, Metazoa, Platyhelminthes, Trematoda, Strigeidida, Schistosomatidae.
CCUUGUCAAAGUAAUACCCGCAACAUUCAAAAAUUUUAAGGAAUGGGGAUUUUCGACAUAGUCCAAGAUGAGGUCCCUGUACGAAAUACGCAGCAAAGCUCAAUUAUAAUCGUACCCGAUCCAGGUUUGAUAACCUUCACUCGGUAGUAAUGAUCACAGGGUUUUGUGUAAAGCUAAAGUCUAAAAAUCAGGAAAAAGUGUUUGUGAACAUAUGUACCUCUGAUAAAGUCCCAGUUCCGAAGGAUCUAAGUGAAGAGGAAUUAAGAUCAAUCCUUAAUGAUAUUGACAAUUCCCCACCCUUCAAAGUCCCAAUGUGCAUAGGAGAACCUCACGCUGAGACUGACUCAGGUACUAUUUUCAUACCUUGGUUCCUUCAAAUCCCUUUUGCUUUCUAUCUAUAGGAUUAUUCAUCCAGACGAGAUCCUAAUAUUCGAUCCCAAGAAAUUCUGCGUUCAUUAUUACCGAACAGAUCGCUUCAUACUUUUGCAUUCAGUGUUACUAAAAGUUAAUGGCAUAAUAGAAUUUUCGGAAUUUAAAGGUUUUACCACGACGAUUUUGAUGUUGCAAACUCAGGUAUCGCCUGGACACCACCGAACUCAGAAAGGCUGUACCGCUUAUGAUGUAAUAAUCAACCCACAAUUCUACCAAAAAGUCAAAUCAUCAGAGUUGUUUGAGGCAUUUUUGAUGACAGUGAUAUUCGAAGGCUUGGAAAAUAAGUAUGGCAUCGAACUUGAAAGAAGUUGGAUUGUUUUAAAGAAUAAGAAAUGUAUGGGUAAACCACAAGAACAAUGUAUUCGAACUUCUAGUCGUCCCGCGAUUAUUGAAAUGAAUGAUUCUCAACCACCCAAACCAAAAGUGAUAGAGUUACCUGAUCCACCUUUUAAAGGUGAUACUCCCAAGUAUGAAAUAUUAAAGGUUAAGGAUGAUGUUAGUGGAGAAGUGCGUUGCUUAAUUGCACGAAUAAUCAUGCCAAAGCUGAUAUUAACAGUCACAAUGCCGGUGUCAACUGUUCAGGGAUGA